Molecule: messenger RNA, 1939 nt
Organism: Biomphalaria glabrata
Lineage: Eukaryota; Metazoa; Mollusca; Gastropoda; Planorbidae
Exons: 10
Coding region: 93-1340 (415 amino acids)
Source: RefSeq, a predicted model, not a curated record
ACAAUUUUUCUAGGUCAUACAAUCUUUCAAAUACUGUUUGUCUUGAACUUCAGUGUGGUACAUAUGAAACACACAGUGAUGGAUUGAUUUCAAUGAGGUGGAGAAAAUAUAAUGAUCCUGGUACAUUUUUGAUUCUUUUCAAAGGAAAGGGUCUCACGGAUAGCUUAAAAGUUUUGCAAUUUUGCAGUAACAACACAUUUAAGACAUGGAGUAAAACUAUAGUUGUAAAAAACGUCACUUUAACUUUCAAAGAUGAUAUUGUAUCAGCGCAAGUUGUAAUUCAGAACGUGUCCAAAGUUCACGAAGGAAAAUGGACAUUAAAAAAGAUACCACAGCCUAAAAUGGAAUUAGAUACCGGUACAAACAAAACAAGUGAAUCGAGCUGUUUUGUUAAAACAUUUGAUAAAGCAAAUAAUGUCCGAUGUUUUCCUUUCUUCAACUUGAAAACUGAUAUUUUGUACAUUAACUGUAAAGCAGAAUCAAUAUUUCGUAAAGCAGUAUGUAGUCUUAUUGACACUCAUGCGAAGAACUCCCCAGAAAUUUUUUAUCAACAUGCAGCACGGCUACAAAAACAUGGAGACAAUGCAGAGUACUACAACUCGUCGUGUCAACUUUCUCUACACUUACCAAACAGAAGUGAAGAAUAUUUGAUUAUAGUGACGGUCUUCCCAAAUGUUACAGGGUACAGUACAGAUAUUCAGUUCGGCACAAAACAAUCUGUCAAAACAGACUUUGAAAACUGUAUAUUACUGCAAGAUUUAUGUACACGGAGAAUACAAUACAAAUCUUCUUUAGGAAUUAUCGAUCAUCUGCUCAAUGCCGAGUUCAAUCAAUGUAUUGUAAACUCGAGUAAUAGCAACGACAGCGCAGACUUUAGUACAGAAUGCAAUUACUUAAGGAUAGACAAGAACACUUCUGGUACAUAUCAGUGCGUUCUUAUAAACAACACUUUAUUCCUGUACGAUAGAGAAACAAUUAUUUGUGACACUAUCUGCAACACUUCCAAUAUAAAUAGUGACUCUUUGUCCUCGAGCAACCAUAAAACGAUCACAGAAAAUAACUAUACAGUUGUCUCAUUAGCUGCAACACUUUCAGCUCUAUCAAUCACUUGUGUUGUUCUCUGUAUCAUUCUGAAAGGUCAGAUACGUGUAUUUAUAACAUAUCUCCAGCUUAAAGAAUUCAGGCAGAGUAAAUUCAACGCAGUUACUUCAUGUGAAAAUGUCGACGUCUAUAGCCUUAAUCACGAUAGAAACUAUAAAUUGGAAGAUACAUAUUGUAGCAUAGACGAAGUCAAAGUGCUUGAAAAUUUCAAUAUACAUUUGCAAUCGUCGAUACUUUAAACAAACCUUACUUCUGAAACUUGAGUGAAACUUAUUAAAGACCUGUUCUGACAAUAUAUCAAGUUUGAAAUCGUUGACAAGUAUUGAGUUUAGAUUGUAGACGUUUUGAGUUAUCAAUUUCCUUUUAUUUAAAUUGUUGGCAUGUCAUGAGUUUAAAAAUGUUGACAUGUUUUAUGGUUAGUAUGUUAAACAUUCUAGUUUAAGUUUGUCAUUUUUUAAAUUAAAAAAAAAAUAAAGUUGUACAUUCAAGUGCAGCAAUAUAGGCCUAUUGAAUAGUUUAAAUCUGAGUACUAAAAUAUUGAACGAUUCUAUCUUGGUUGUACUUGUUAAAAUCAUAUGAUUUAAUUGGACACAUUAAAGGUAUAUGAUAUUUCAUUACACCAAAAAAAGUUCUUGUUAGUUAUUAAUUUUGAAAUAAUGGAAUAAGGCUAAAAUGAUUCAGGUGAUGGAUUCUGUUAUAUAAUGUUUUGGAUGUGUUUUUUCAAUGUUUCUAUUUCUAGAAAAAAUGUAGACUUAAACGCCUGGAAAACCCGUUAUGAUCUGGCAUUCUGGGAUAUUCAACUUUCAACAUAAGUUACAAUUAAAUAUCACUUUUAUUA